Messenger RNA from Anthostomella pinea, 1638 nucleotides. The record is from the annotation of a GenBank genome assembly. Lineage: Eukaryota; Fungi; Ascomycota; Sordariomycetes; Xylariales; Xylariaceae.
AUGGCGUGCAGAUCGAGACUUACGCCACUUAUCAGGCGGGCAGCGGCGCCUGGUCUGUUGAGAUCUGCCACAGCUGCCAACUCCGUCCCUUGCGCCGCCCGCUGCAUAUCCAGCACCGCCGCACGCCACUUUCGCGGUUCGGCGCUGAGAAGAGCCAAGUUCACGACCGAUACCUACCCCGAGAUCAAGCGCGACGAACGGUUCUCCCAUAUCACCGCGGAGCAUGUCGCUUUCUUCAAGGGAAUCCUCGGAAAGGAGUCGGCCAUUCUCGAUGGCGUCACGGCAGAGGUCUCCGGGGACGACAUGGAGCCUUACAAUAUGGACUGGAUGAGAAAGUACCAAGGGCACUGCAAGCUGGUGUUGAAGCCCGGGUCCACCGAGGAAGUCAGCAAGAUCUUGAAAUACUGCAACGACAACAUGCUGGCGGUCGUCCCCCAGGGUGGCAACACUGGUCUUGUCGGUGGCUCCGUACCUGUCUUCGACGAGAUCGUCAUCAACACAAGCCGGAUGAACCAGAUACGGUUCUUCGACGAUGUGAGCGGUGUUCUUGUGGUUGAUGCCGGUGUUGUGCUGGAAGUAGCAGACCAGUUCCUGGCCGAGAAGGGCUACAUCUUCCCUCUGGACCUGGGUGCGAAAGGCUCGUGCCACAUAGGCGGAAACGUCGCUGCCAAUGCCGGUGGUCUUCGGCUUUUACGAUACGGAAGUCUACACGGGAACGUCUUGGGCAUUGAGGCAGUUCUGCCAGAUGGUACCAUCGUCGAUGACCUGAGCCGGCUGCGGAAGAACAACACCGGAUACGACCUCAAGCAACUCUUCAUCGGCGGCGAAGGCACCAUCGGCAUGGUCACUGCCGUCUCGAUACACUGCCCUCAGCGAUCCAAAGCUAUGAACGUCGCAUUCCUCGGGGCCGACUCCUUUGAGAAGAUCCAGCAAGCAUUCAGAGAAGCCAAGAUCCAGCUCGGAGAGAUCCUCUCUGCGUUCGAGCUGAUGGAUUCGUACAGUCAGAACCUUGUGCACACAGUCCGACAGAACAAGCGACCUCUGGAGGGCGAAUACCCCUUUUACUGUUUGAUCGAGACCAGCGGGUCAAACUCCGAGCACGACGCCGAGAAGCUGGGAAACUUCCUCGAGGAUGUCAUGUCGAAGGAAAUCAUCGCCGACGGUGUUUUGGCGGAGAACGAGACACAAAUCAAAUCAUUAUGGGCCCAGAGAGAAGGCAUCCCGGAAUGCCUAGGUCACUGGGGCGGAGUGUACAAAUACGACUUGUCGAUACCCCUGGGCGAUCUGUACAAACUGGUUGAUGAGACGAGGAAGCGCAUCGAGGACGCUGGUCUGAAAGGUGACACCGAUGACUUCCCGGUCGUGGACGUGGUCGGCUACGGCCACAUGGGCGACCAGAACCUGCACCUCAACAUCGCUGUACGGAGAUACGACAAGCGAGUUGAGGAGGUACUGGAGCCGUUCGUCUACGAAUGGACCGGCAAGGUAAACGGCAGCAUCAGCGCUGAACACGGCUUGGGUAUUGCGAAGAAGAACUACAUCGGUUACAGCCGAAGUGAGACCAUGGUCGGCUUGAUGAAGCAGAUCAAGAAUCUCUAUGAUCCUAAUGGAAUCAUGAACCCGUAUAAAUAUAUAUAG